Molecule: messenger RNA, 3607 nt
Organism: Klebsormidium nitens
Lineage: Eukaryota; Viridiplantae; Streptophyta; Klebsormidiophyceae; Klebsormidiales; Klebsormidiaceae
Source: the annotation of a GenBank genome assembly
AAGAAGAUUCGAGUAUGAAAGUUGUAGCCCUGCGAACGAUGCGAAGGGGAUGCCACCAUGGCAGCUGGGGGCCUGGCCGCAAAGCCCAGAAGCCGAUCCUUGUGAGGCGGCUUGUUUUUAGCUCAAGCAAUGCUGCCCCUGAAAUUGAUCUCCAUUCUCCGAGUUUGCUGGAGGAGCAAAAUUUAGCUCUGUAGACAAAUGAGUUGUUGAGGAGUGUCCGGGUCUCCGAUUAUUGGUCAAAGCAGGGUUUUGUCAAGAUGAAUCUGUCAUCUGGACAAAACUCUAGCUCAGGGCUGACCAAUAGCACACCAAUCGGUGACAAAGAUGCUGGGUCCGGGGGAGGUACAAAGAAGGCAGACCCGCGCCACGAGCAAAGAGACGAGGCUGAUAAGAUCUUCAGGUCUUUUCUGAAGGCCCACAUCCUCAGACAUGCGGGCAAAAAUGUGGAAGAAAAUGAGCUUGAAAAGAGCCUCGCAAGGCUAAGGAAACACAUCAGGAUCGCAACGCGCUCCAAGUCCAAAGCUCAGCUCUGCCCCCAGCUGCUGUCAGACUGGCCAAGGGAGACUGAAAUAGAAGAUACGCACACUAAUAAAUACGCAGGUUUUGUGGCUGCCAUCAAGGAUAACUUUAGUAUGCCAAGUGAAGUGACCGAGCAGAGUCUCAGAGAAUCCUUCCUGAAGCAGCUGAACAGAAGACAAGGUACUGGAGAUGUUGUCGAGUGUAAGUGCUCUGGUGUGGACCAUCGGAAUCCUGGCUUGUCGCAAAAUAAUACCACAGCGAUCCUAGCCAACAGAGAUUCAGGCGCCAAACUUGAACGGGGCGAGCUUGUUGCUGGCAAUCAUGGCGGGGGCAACCUUGGGGCUCCUGUGGGAGCGCGCCGCGAAGAAUGCCCUCCCAAAACUUCCUCCCAAGUGCCGCCAGUGCGGUACCCCACUCAACCUCCCCCCACAGGACAAGAAGGCACGCAAGACAAGGGCAGCAUCGGAGAGAGAGGGCCCAUUGAGGAGAGAGGUCAUGAGGGGGGGUACGGCCUUCAUCCUCUUCUCCAUGUCCCUCCUUCCGAGGACGUGGCGCCCCAGCUUACCUUUGGCCCCCUGGCGAAUACCUGGCUCCUGGGGGGUACGCCCAGCCUGGAUACAGCACCACCGGUUGUGACAUCGUCAGAGGGGGCCCCUAUUCCCGACUCAUCUGCACAGUAUUCUGGACAGCCUCCAGACAUACUAGCAGAUUAUCAUGCAGACGCCACUUGGAAGAGGAGAUUCGAGUUUGGUUCAGAGCACGAAGAAGGCUUAAACGAGGUCUUGACCUCACUUCUUAGCCCAGGACAGUUUCCUACAACCCAUUUGAGUGGACUGGAGUGGUCGCCUGGCGAGGCCUCCCUGCAGUACGCCGCGCAAUCGGAUCUCCCUGGCAGCGAAUCGGGCCAGUCUCCGCAAUCGCAACUGACAAGCGACCAGACCCGUGGGGAUGGGGGUUUCUCGGCCUCGUAUAAUUUCGACCCGGGAGCCGGACAAGGACCACAGCGAGACGGGCCGGUGUAUCCGGAAAGCGCGCCCAGUGAGACGGGGCCGGCCAGUAGCCCGCAAUUUCGGAUACCAGGGCCCGGAAGGGCACCCCAGGAGGUCACUUUCAGGGGCGUGGGCCAGGAGCCUCCCAGGGCGGCACCGCCUGUGAAUGUCCCGGCCCAAGCUUGGACUCUCUCUUGCUUCAGGGAAGCGGCAGCGAGGAGCCGAGCGAACUCCCCUGCGAACUCUCUCGACGAAUCUUUGAGGCGGUUCGCGUGCAUUCUGGUAGACGCAGCCAAGCAUGAGCGGGUCAGACAGCCGGUUCGAAUUGAGCGUCUGUUCGCCCAGCUUGACGAAGCUGCGGAGCUGGACAGCAAGCCCGAGUUCGCAACCCUUAUCCUGCGGCGCACGUACCGCCAGUGGAAUCCCCAGACCCAAACGAUCGAGGACCAGUCUCGGGGUGGUCUGGCCCCAACCAACGGACUUGUUGGGGUUGACGUUGACAACAUAGACCACGUGAUCACGCUCAGCUUAGUCUUCUGCAAAGGCGACAUCGAGACUCUCGACAAUCUCGAGGUUUCGCUGCGAAGACCGGACGGGGUCGCAAAGUGCAUCCUGUACUCUGUUGGCUGCGGCGUCAUUGACGCCCUGCGUGAGGCCGGUCCUUUGGGACCCUCCGGCGGACUCUCCGGCGGUCCUGGUGGGGGGCGAACGGAAGACGACGGGGAAACUGGGGCCGGGAGAGGGCUGCAGCCUUGGGCUGACGGGUCCCGCCCGGAAAGCAAUAAACGACGGCGGGGUGGUGAGGCAGAGCGGGGUGAGAAUAGAGCCAACGAUACCGGUGAGAAGGGGCCGACCAGCAGGCAGCUUCAGGUUGUCGAGAAGGGGGAAUCAGGGACUGCGUCCGGACCCCGCGGCAACGACAAGCUCCUUGUCCUGAAGGUCGAGGGCGAGAACAGUGGGGCCUUUCAGCGCGGGAGCCCUUUACGGGAGCCGUGCGUUGCCGAGGACAACUUUCCCUCGGGCUCAGUGGUUUGGGGCAGAAAUCCGGAAGGCGGGACGCGAAUUUCGUUGGCAAAUGGGGUGAAUGCAAAAGCCAUCAUCGAAGGAAAGACGCGUAUGAGCACGCUUCUCGAGCCCUUGGGGAAACGCGACAUCGCUUUACUCGUUGCUGGCAUGAUGAACACUGUCAGGAAGAUGGACGGUUUACCACCAAGAACCAGGGGGAAGGCCCCAUACUGGUUCCCUCAAUCUCUUGGGCAUCAAUACCAUAAGCGCACCGAAGAAAUGUUGAAAUCGGAGCUCUUGGAAAUAGCGGACUCCAUCUUCGAGUACCUGUUCAGCACAAAAGAUCCCGCCAGGGUCAAGGAGGUGCUUCGGACGAUGCGAGUGACUAUAGACGGGUGGUGGUCAAGGCUGAAACGCGUGACUUUGGUUGAGGAAGCCUUGACGGCUUUAACCAUAGAGCCUCAGUGGGGCCCGGGUAUCGGAUCGAUCCAGAUGGAGGAAGGAGAGCUGCCUGGGAGAAAUGAGACAAAUCUCAAAUUUGUUUCGAAAGAUUUCCCUUCGUACCUUAGGGAGGAGGAGGAGGAGCAUGCUUGGUUCAGCCCAGCUGAGAUGCAGGGGAUCAGGUGAAAGCUUGUACAAACAGAUUGGAGGGUUGGCGUCAUUUUCCUUUGUCUGGUGCCCCCGCCGGCCUGGCCCGGGCCGGCCAACCCCAGCGGAGGCGGCUGGGCCUGAUCGAGUGGCAGCGGCAUCUCCCUGGUCACGCGGGUCGCAAUGGUUUUGACAACUCAAAGGAAAAUUUUCGAGACGUUUGGCGCAGUCAUGUUGCGGGAGCACUAGAUGGACAAUUCAAGCGUUGUAACCUUGCUAUAGGGAGGUGUAGAGAGCUGCAACAGCAUACGUACUCUUCAAGCGCUCGCACAACUCGUACAUAUAUACGUUCAAGCCUGUCAAAAUAGUCAAUAAGAUUUUGCACGAGGGUAAAACAGAUCGCUUGUCAAUAAAACACGCGGACGGCCCCAACCCCGUAUAAUGUAUUUAAUGGAGCCCGGUGCUUUGGUACGGGCUUUAUAACGUGAUAAUUACAUGAUCGACAC